CUCUCUGCCGGCUGCCGCGUCACAACCUUAUCAGGGAAAUCGACCAAGUUGCCGACGUAUGUGCCCUCAACAGCCCCGUCGCCGACUGCUGCCGCCAUCAAUCUCCUCAACCUUCUGAAGAUUGCCAACACCAUGUCCCAUUCGAUCUACAACCCCUACACUCCUGGAAAUAAAGGCUCCACCCAAGGACAAUAUGGACCCCCCGGAGGGGGUUCCAUCUCAGGACAGUAUGGACCCCCCGGAGGGGGCUCCACCCCGGGACAGUAUGGACCCUCCAGUGGGGGCUCCACCCCGGGACAGUAUGGCCCCCCCGGAGGGGGUUCCACCCCAGGACAGUAUGGACCCACCAGAGGAGGCUCCACCCCGGGACAGUAUGGACCCCCCGGAGGGGGUUCCAUCUCAGGACAGUAUGGACCCCCCGGAGGGGGUUCCACCCAGGGACAGUAUGGACCCCCCGGAGGGGGUUCCACCCAGGGACAGUAUGGAUCCCCCGGAGGGGGCUCCAUCUCGGGACAGUAUGGACCCCCCGGAGGGGGUUCCACCCCGGGACAGUAUGGACCCCCUGGAGGGGGCUCCACCCCGGGACAGUAUGGACCCCCAGGAGGGGGUUCCACCCAGGGACAGUAUGGAACUCCCGGAGGUGCCUCCACGCAGGGACAGUAUGGAACUCCCGGAAGGAGCUCCACUCAGUCACAGUAUGGACCUCCUGGAGGGGGCUCCACCCAGGGACAGUAUGGACCUUUUGGAGGGGGCUCCACCCCAGGACAGUAUGGAACUCCUGGAGGAGGCUCCACCCAGGGACAGUAUGGAACUCCUGGAGGAGGCUCCACCCAGGGACAGUAUGGAACUCCUGGAGGAGGCUCCACCCAGGGACAGUAUGGAACUCCUGGAGGGGGCUCCACCCAGUCACAAUAUGGAACUCCUGGAGGGAGCUCCACCCAGGGACAAUAUGGAACUCCUGGAGGGGGUUCCACCCAAUCACAAUAUGGAACUCCUGGAGGGGGUUCCACCCAGUCACAAUAUGGAACUCCUGGAGGAAGCUCCACCCAGGGACAAUAUGGAACUCCCGGAGGAGGCUGCACCCAGGGACAAUAUGGACCUCCCAGAGCCCAGGCAGAGAGAGACCCUCGACUGACACACCACCUCAAACCUGAAUCUGGCUUCAGACCUUCUGGAGCUUCUUCUACAACUCCAACCAACACUGGGGCGAUCCCUUCACUCUCAUCUAUGCCCACCAACUACAAGCCUGAGCGAAGUCAUGCUGGAAUAGACGAGGACAUGGAGAGGUCUAUCGACAUGCAGCUCAGCAGAGCCAGAGAGCAGGCCAUGCGUCAUCCUGUGGGGAUGGACUCUUGCCUCACUGGCCCUCCAAGAGAUGACUAUCGUCAAGCAGGCACCUCUUAUCGACAAAGACAUUCUGAUGUUGAAAGUAGCAGUGGCUCUUUGGACUGGUUACCAAGGUACAACAGAAUUAGUGGGGACAAUGUGUCUAAUUCUAACUCCCCAACUUCUUCAACUAGCUACCCAGACAGUGGUGACAAGGCUGGUGAGAGACAAGGCGACUCAAAAUCUUUUCCAGGCUUCGGUGAAUACAAGUUCUCAGCAGGAGACAAACCUCCAGCAGCAGCUGAAUCCAGUCGCCCCAAGUACAAUUCAGAGUCAGCCGCAAACAUCCUUCUGCAUUUUGGUCUUGAAAAGGAGGACUUGGAGCAUCUCAUUGCCUUUCCCGAAGAUCAGAUUACUCCAGAGAACUUGCCCUUCAUCUUGCGCCAAAUCCGUAUUCAGAAGAACAAGAGGACUUCAGCCGCAGUUCCGUCAAAGUCCUAUUCUGAAUCCCAGUCCACAACGAGCGUGAGUGGAAUGGACAGACUGAGUCAGUCCGGCGGGGCAACAGUGCGCCAGGAUGAAAUGGCUUCUUCAGUUCUCCAACCAAGUAAAGUGAUCGAUUAUGGACAUACUGGUAAAUACACUGGAGGGGUUGGAGAUGACGUUGGGAGGGUCGGUGGUAGUAGAGGAAACAGUGGUGGGAGUUCAAGUAUGGUGCCGUUGGACACCACCAACCGUGACCGAGAACCUUUCCAAAAAAGUACAACCGAGAUUAACUUGAGCGCUGUGGUUUCCCCACGUGAUCAGGGGAGCUCUGUUGCCAGUCUCAGCUCUUCGUACGGUUCGGGCCAGAGUGCCAUGGCAGCUCCGAGUGCUGAUGCAACCAAACACAGUCAGACUCAACCAAACCACGGUUCCCAGUCAAUUCUCUCCACUUUGUCUCUGCCGAAUAAAGACACUGACUCAAGGCCUCUUACGUCCCAAUUCUCCAAACCCCCUCCUCUGAAACAAUUGGAUCCCAAAUUGCCAACAAAGACUCAAGCCGCUCAAUCCCGUACAGCUGUUUGCAGCAUGCCUCCUGGCCAGCGUGGCAUCGUGCUGUUUGAUAGUCAUAAAGACCAGAGUAAAACUAAAGCAUCCAGUGCUCCCAAGCAGACUAAAAAGCAGCCAGCGCAGGAACAGGGGAACAACCAGAAGAAGCCGCAGCAGCCAGCGAAGCAGCCAACCCAGAAGCCGGUGCAGAACCAGCUCCCAUCGCAGAUGAAGCAGUCUCCAGUUUUCAGUUCUUUGAAGCUGGCGACACCACUUCCAAUUGGCCCGAGUAUGCCUAUUCCCCUGCUGGACAUCCCUCCAGUUGAACCACAGCUCCUCACCGCCGCCGCGAACCCGAAGCCUGUGCAGCAGCCAUCUUCAGCCAGUCAGCAUGCAGCGAGUGAACGACUCAAGAAUCUUCCGACAGCUGAGCUGAUGCAGGACUAUGCUGCUGCCACCCCGAGAAAGUUCCCCCACACCUGUUCUCUCUGUAGCAAAGAAUGUUCUCGCUUAAAGAAUUGGAUCGCCCACCAGAACACCGGCCUUCACCUUGAAAACUGCAGACUCCUUCGCAAACGAUAUCCUGAGUGGGACGGCGAGGUUGUGAAACUGACCAGCACAUCGAGCAAAAAUGCCAGUCCUUUGCCCUCAGCUUCCGGUCAGCCACGUCACCAAAAAGCCCAGCUCAAGGGCCGCUCGGUUUCUCCCGGACCUCGAAGGGAGCGAGCCAGGCCGAGCAGCCGCUCCCGCUCCCGCUCGUACAGCCCCCGUCGCCGCCGCGGAUCUCCAGACAGGAGGGACCGGGCCAGGCACGGCAGCCGGUCCCGGUCUCGCUCUCGCUCGCGUAGCCCCCAUGGCUACCGCGGGUUGGAGGGCCGGAGAGAUCACUGGAGCAGCAGAUCCCGCUCCCACAGCCCCCGUCGACGCCGCAGUCCCGGCAGCUGGCGGGACAGACGCGAUAGCCGAUCACGAUCGCCACAAACAUCCAGACGCGCCCGCAGGUCGCGGUCUCGAUCGCACCCCGUCCGGCACGACUGGCCCACGUCUUCCCGUCAGCGGUCCCGCUCAAGAAGUGACAGGAGAGAAUCCCCACCGAGGAGACGAGACGACAGACGAUCCCCACUGAGGAUGAGCCAUGAUCGAUGGUCCUCGUCGGAGAGGUCGCAUCCUGACCGAAGGAAGUCGACCAGCGCAGAAAGACUGGCACAGAAGCUGCUGGCAACAUCAGCUGUCCAAUCUCUCUCCGGUCAGACUGACAUCGCGACCGUGAUUAAGAAGUUGACUCCCGCCAUAUUGGCCGAGCUCUCCAAGAAUUCGCCGUCUGUGUCUGCCUCUCCGUCGCCCCGAUCCGGCCCGGCCAAGGCGAUGGCGAGAAGUUCCUCUGCCAAGCCAAAGGCAGCUAAGUCUUCACCCGCUCAUGAAGUGCGACUCGAUGGGGUCAACCCAGCUCUCUCUCACACCGACAUUGAGUUCGCUUUGAAGCAGUUUGGAGAAACUGACUCGGUUACUCUGUUCAGGGCCACCUUUCAGGGAAAUGUGAUUUUCAAGAAAGCGGAAGAUGCCGAGAAACUGAGGAGGGCCGAGAAGUUUUUCGUCAAAGGCAUAGCCGUCAGAGUCAAGAAAUUCCAGCCCUCCACCGAGGCCAUCAUCUCCACAGCCGGAGCCGCCAAACCAACAACCUCAAAGACUCAAUGUGCGACUUCGUCCUCGUCCGGCGCCAGGAAAACCAUGACGGGCAAAAUUGUCACGAAAGCAAAAGUCUUGGUUUCCAAAGCCAAAAAUGUCUCAACAAAGCAAAUAGUCAAAGCUGUGAAAUCAGCUAAUCCGCCAGCGAAAAACAAGGCGGCUGAGGUUAAGAAAGGUUUGACUCAAUCUGUGUCCAAGACAUCCAAGAGUCUAGUAAAGCCACCUGGCCCCGGCGAUUCCAAGCAAAAAGUUUUGCCUAAAAAGACCAUCGCUGGCAGUAAGCAGUCUUCUGCAGUGUUGAAAAAGACAGAAAAGAAACCAGCAAACAGGACCGAAGCGGCUAAAGGCGCCACUCCGGUUGAAAAGAAGGUGUUCGCUCUUAAAGGGUCACCCGGAGCCCAGCUAAAAGCUCAGGCUUCCUCCGGGGCUGUCCAAAAAGCAAAACUGAAAGGAACGUCGACAAAGCCCGCGUCUACAAGUGCUGUCGUUGGAAAAAGUGCUGGCGAGGAACCCGCCGUGGCGAAAGCAGACGCCGCGAAACUCAAAACAGAAGACACAGUCACGACCCCCCAGGCGCCUGCAGCUCAGGUGGAAGAAAAGGAAGCCGCGGCCGUGACGGUGCCCGCCAAAUCCGCAACCUCAGAAAAACUGUCCAGUGAAAUCACACAAGUGAAAGUGGAAGAAUCAGCCGGGGUGCCUGAAGACGAGGUUACGGAAACGAAGAGCGAGGUGACUUUGGACACACAGCACCAGGAAGAACUUUCCAAAGAAGACGGAAAAGCUGAACCGAUGGAGCUCGGAGAAACGGAAGCGCCGGAGAUCGUGAAGGUGGAAAGUACUUCUGAGAAUCCAGUAGUUAAGAAGGACUUAACCGAUGAGUCCAGUGAGAGCCAAACACCCCCGAACGCCACUGCUGCCACCGCCGCCGUGCCCCUGGAACCUCUGGAUCCUGCUCUGACACUCAAAACCGAGGUCAAAGAUCCAUCGCUGACCGAGAAUGAUGGAGCUCCAGAUCCAGAGUCCACUAAACCAGAACCAGAGACCAAAACGGAAUCCACAGGUGGCUCAGCCGAGGAGACCUCGGAGGCCAAGCCAGUGGUUGAAAAUGUGGAGACCCUUCAAAAAGAUGUUGUGAUUGCGGUUCAGAAUCAAACUGCUCCGGAGUCACAACCGUCCAGCAGUGCUGCUCCGUCCACGACCGUCAGGGAGAUGAUCGGAAAAUACCUGAAAGUGGGACGAAUCAGUUUCGUCGCCAAGCAUGUCGUCCUGUCGCCUCGGUUUCUUUCUCAGGACAACACGGUGAUAUUUGUGACCCAGCUGCCCAAAUACUCCGACAGCUGCUACACUGAGAAGCAGCUGGCCGAUCUCUUCACUCCGUUUGGAUUCCAUUACCAGGACGACCACAUCUUCAUCGCUCCCCAGACGCGCAUGGCUUUCAUCCGCAUGCCGACAACAGAGAUGGUGCAGAACGUCCUGAAGGCGUCGACGAAGAAGGACUUCAGUCUGUGUAAAUCCAAACUCUGCCUCAAGGUGGUGGAGAACAACUUCACGUCGCCGCUGGAGUUUUAUAAAUGCCUGAUGAUGUGGACAGAUAUUAAGCCGGUCGCUCAUGGAUUUGAAACAGUCUACAUAGAGAACAUCUCACCGAACCAGGCUCGAGAGCUGGUCGAGGUUUUGAAAACAAUGGGAUCCGUAACGAACUACGCACCUCUCCUCAACAAGGUGUUUGUGCAGUUUGACUUGGCUGAAGAUGCAGAUCGCCUGGGGGUUUGGUACAGCCUCCUCAAACAGAGGAGCGAUCUCCGAGUGUACAGGCUGCUCAAACCCCACAGCCAGGAAACAUCUCAACCUCCACGACUGCCUGCCAACGCCAUGCCGGACAGCGAGAACCUGAUACCUGGAGCUGCUGUCCUCACAGCCAGCCUCGUCCCAGAGCGCAGCACUGCGCCUUUCUGGCUGAUGCUGCCAACGCCUCCGUUUCUCUUUCCAACCGCGUCUCCCUGGUUCGUCAUCCCAGCAUUCCAGACGAUCAGAGAACAAGCCGACAUUGAGAAGGCGGUCGGCUGUGACUCCGGCGUCUACACGGUCAUGAUCACGGGUCUGCCUGAGGAAGGCUACAAGCAGCAGGACGUCGAACAGCUGGUGUGGCGUCACCUCCCGGAACAGAACCUGCACUCCUUGUUGUACAACGUGACGGUGCUGCCGCUGCAGCGGAGGGCUUUCGUCCACUUCCACAGCCGGACGGCGUGCUGCGAUUUCAUCCAAUCGCAGAUGACGAGUCCUUUUGUUGUCAACGGCAGCUCACUGGCCGUCCACAUUGUGCUGCAGGACAUGGAUCCUGGCUUCAGCGAGGAGACCAUGUACAGGAGUCUGAUGAAGUGGAGCAAUGCUCGUGUUCCAGAGCCAGACGCUCUGGAGGAGCGGCUGCUCACCGUGGAGAUCUCUGAGGUGACUCUGGAGGUCAUCAGGGCGGUCCUGCGCGAGGUGACGGCCGUGGCGUCAGUCGUCAGCUUCCUGCCGCUGGCAAACCGGAUAUGCUUCGAGAUGGCCGCUUCCAGCGGCGUCACGGACGUGGUGGAGAAAACGGCCUCGCUGGGCAAGCUGUCCUCACCAGAAACCUGGAAUCAAGUCAAGCGUGUCGAGAGUUUAAAGAGCCUGAAAAAACGUCUCCAAGAUUCCAGUGACGACGCGAUCGCCCUCGAGAACGAGCCGGAAGCACCUCUGCCUGAAGCGGCGCCGCCUGAAGCGCCUCUGCCUGAAGCGGCGCCGCCUGAAGGGCCUCCGCCUGAAGCGCCUCCGCCUGAAGCGCCUCCGCCUGAAGCGCCUCCGCCUGAAGCGCCGCCGCCUGAAGCGCCGCCGCCUGAAGCGCCUGCGGACCAGGAGAAACAGGCCAGCCCCGCAGCUUCUGCCGGAGAGCCGGUUCCUGAAGCCGUUCCGGCAGAGCAGGAUCAACAGAAGGCAGAAGCCGAGUCCACCGGCUCUCCAAAGCCGCACGGAGAGGCGGAGAAAGCAGAAACCAGAGGCGAGCCGAAGACCGCGCCCGUCUCCAGCAGAAGCAGCACGAGCUCAAACAGCGGAAGAGGUGGAAGCACGAGACAAACGAAGGGCCAGAGAGGCGUCAGAGAUCGCUCGGCUUUCAAACAGUUUUGUUUCGAUGAACUGAAUUUCAACUUCGAGGACUUUGUCACCGUUGACGAAGUUGGCGCAGACGCAGAAGACGCAGCCAACGACGGCCAGGGUUCCUCUCCGUCGAGACAGUCCGCCAAAGAGAGAGAGGAGCAGCAGAGCUCGCACUCGCCGUCGGCUCACAGGCGGACUUCGACCAUGUCCACAAGGGACUCCAAGAGCUCGCCCUCCUCCUCUUCCUCUCAUUCUAAGACCGGUCAACCAUCUUCAGGCUCGACCUCGGUGUCGCUGAGAAAGCAUAAAGACUCACCAGAGCCCACUAAAUCCCCCAGCAAGCCCUUCACCAAGCCCCCCUCCUCCGCCUCUCCUGGUCACAAAGCACAGCCCACGGAGUCAAAGUCUCCAAUCAGAGCGCCACAUUGUUCACCCUCUUCAACCAAGGUAUCGGCAGCAGCUGAGGUCUCACACAGUGCAGCGGCAAAGACUGACCACAAGGUGUCAGAAGAGGCAAACCCAGCACAAAGUGUUGAGUCAGACUGUAAAACGGAAGCAUCAGAGAUGCCUCCGCCUGCAGAGGGUCAGCAGUCAGAGCUGAGGAGAGACAGCCAGCAUCUGGGGGCUGAUCUUCAAGACGACACUCCCAGUGAUUCAAAGAAACUCAAAGGACCGGAUGGGGGUAAAGAUGAGGAAGAAGGGGAUGAAUCUGAAAAUUACCAGAUCCUCGAUUCAAUUGAUGAUGAGUCGGAAGAACGGAUGGAUGAAGACGAGAACCCGGAUGGCAGCUCUGAAAUCCAAACUCUAGAACCUGAACUCGAACAGAGUGUGGCUGACGGAGACUUUCGGAUCUUGGACAGCGUUGGAGACGAAGGCCCGGCCGGCCCCGAGGAGAGCAGUGGAGUAGAGAUGGACGCCUCUGUGCAAGUACAGGACAAAGGUAGUGGACAUCAGACAGCGAUAAAUCAACAAAGCCAUCAACUGGACCAAGGUGACUGUUCAACGAAGCUGCUGGCGGAGGAAGGGACGCCUCAAGUCGACAACAGGACUGAUAAAUCUGCAGACAAAGAUCAAGAGUUGGAUACAAGUGAUGAAGAUAAAAACAGGGAAAAACAAGGAGAAGGAACUGUUUCAGAACAAGACAACAGAGCCUCCGAAAGGGACGAACAACUAUCAAAUGAUCAAGACACCUCUGACAGAUCGGUGUCGGUGGGUGAUCAGACAGGAGCAGAAGACGCUGGGCCGAAAGGUGAAACCUCCAAGGAUCAGAUCAGAGAAGUGGAAAUAAAACCCCCUGGAGAAGAAGAAGACGCCUACCAGGUCAUCGAUUCUGUGGACGAACACCCAACGUCUUCAACCACAGAGUCAGAGACGGAAACCAAGAGGAGAAGAACCAGGAGGCAAGAAGUGACAGCAAAGAGAGAGGAUGGGCCGACCAGGAGGAGUGGUCGGAGGACCAGAGCGUCUGAGGCGGAAGAAAAAGAGAAAUCGCCAAUAAAAAUCACCAGUGAGAAGCCAGCAAAAGACAGAAGUCCAGCAAGAGACCAAGCUGUCAGUGAGAGUACAGAGGAGGUGAUCUAUGAAGUUGUAGAUUCUGUCGAGGAAGAACCCGUUCAGGAUGAACCACAAAGGUCUGGCAGAAGAAGAACGACCAGAGGAAACAAAGAGAAGGCAACAAAUCAGGCGGAAGCGUCUGGAAAACCUGACGGCAAGGCAGAGAACAAAGACACCGCUGACAACGAAGCCGUCGUCACCACGAGGUCUACCAGAGGGCGAAGAGGUAGAACGCCGAAGGCAGAUUCCUUGGACGACACAACAAAGACAGACGAGACACCAGCAAGGAAGAGGAAGCCACCGGUCAGGAGUUCUCAGGAACCAAGGCGAGAGGAAACGCCUUCGACUGAGAGCCCAGAGGACAGCAAGGACGCUUCCUACGAGGUGCUGGACUCGGUGGAGGAGGAGAUCGUUCAGGAGCAUCCGCCCACGCCAGUACGGAAGAGGGGAAGGCCCAGGAAGAAUGUGAAAGCUGCUCAAAAACAAGUCGUAACUCAGAAAAAGGACGAGACAGAAAAUAAAUCGGAGCAUAAAGAAGAUGAAGAGGAAACAUAUCAGGUUGUUGACUCCGUGGAGGAGGAGACUCUCGCAGAUGAAUCUGAGAGCGCCAAGAAGUCAACCUCUUCUAAAGACGAUGGCGAGACACCAAACACGGAGUUUACCAAGGAUGCUGUGGUGGAGGAGGAGGAGGAGGAGGAAGAGCCGACGUACGAGAUCGUGGACUCUGUCGAGGAUGAAGAGGACGGCGUCGGCCAAGCUCCAGAAGGGCUGGUGACCACGGAGGAGUCCAGCAGAGCGAGGGAGGAGGGGGGGGAGACAACAGACCAGGUUCCUGCUGAGAAAGAAGAACUACAAACCUGUGAAACGCCAACGGAGGAGGAGACUCAGGCUGCUGACAGAGUCAAGGUCAGGGGUGGUUCAGAGUCUGAGAGCUCGAACCGGAAUCCCCCCCAGGAGGCGGAGACGCCUGCAGCAAGCGCUCUGGUGAACCUGGAUGAGGUGAGCGAGGAGGAGGAGGAUUACCCCGACGACACCGCCGAGGAGGAGGAGCUGAAGAAGAGGCAAGCCGCUGCCAAGCAGAAGCAGGAGGAGCGGAGGAGCAGGGAGCGGGAGGAGGCGGAGCGCAGGAGUCGCAGCGGCAGCAGAGGGAGGAGGGGGGCCAGGGCCCGGGACGAGGUGGAGGAGGUGGAAGAGGUGGACCCCCGGGACCUGGUGACCCUGGACGAGGUGGGGGCAGACGAGGGGCCCGACUCGGAGGAGGAGCUCCAGACGCUCGUCACCCUGGACGAGAUCGUGGAGGAGGAGGAAGACUCGGGGAAGGCGGAGCCAAGCCAGCCGGAGCCCCGCCCACUCAGCUUGGAGAGCCAAUCAGUGACACCCCAAACCUUAGAGACGGCGGAAGAAGCUGGUAAAGGUGAUGAAGAGGAGAACAAAGAUGAAGCUGAGACAACCUCCAAACCUUCAAAGCGCAAACACAUAGAGGAGACAGAGGAGAGCAGCAGCUUUGUGACAGUGGACGAGGUGGGGGAGGAGGAAGCUCCGCCCACCAGGAAGAGGGGUCGACCGAAGAGGAAGAGCAGGCAGACGCCUGCCAGACGGUCCACCAGGGGGCAGCACCAGACCCUCACGGACAGUCAAGAGGACUUGUCUGUGGUCCAAUCAGAGCCCAGCUCCACCCUGCCUGACACGGUCCAAUCAGAAGCUGACUCCGCCCAGUCCGACAUGGUCCAACCAGAUUCUGGCCCCGCCCCCUGUGAGCCUCCGAAUAGGCUGACUGUGGCAGCGGAGGAAGAGGGGGAGGAGUCAUGGAGCCGAGCAGCGCCUCCAGUGGGCAGCAAACGGCUUCAGCAGCUCGUCGGACCCGAAGCCAAGCGCUCGCGCUCCCAGUCCCCGUCCGUCGACACGCAGGUCAAACUGCCGCCAUUCAGCCCGGGCAACCCGCUGGGUCAGGAGUUCGUGGUCCCUAAAUCUGGGUUCUUCUGUAACCUCUGCUCCGUCUUCUACCUGACGGAGAACAAGGCCAAGAGCGUCCACUGCAGCAGCAGGAAACACUACGAGAACCUGCAGAAAUACUACGAGAAGCUUCAGCAGAAACCGUCGGCGGGCUCCGUCUCAGACUGAAGCGGCGUUUCUGUGGCGAGGAGGCGCUCGGACAUGCCCGGCGCCGCCACUCGUGAUGGACGGUCGUAAACGUACCGAGGUCACAUCGGAGGGUUGUUAAUAUAACGCUCCGUGUUCAUCCUGUGCAGCAGGACGGCUUUGAUUUUCCCGGAUGUUUUGACGGAGGCUGAAGAUGUUGAAAUGUCCUCCGUCUGAUGGAAAUCCACUUUUUUAACAGAGUUUAACAGAGAAAAUUUAAACACAACAAGUUGCUGCUUUAGUUUUGAAGGUGACUCUGGACUCUGGGGGCCAAGAUGUCGAUAUAUCGUGUUUGUUCGUUGGGAUAUCCUCUUUUGUUUUGUUCCUGAAAGUAGGCUUUUGUUUCAUGUUUUGACGGCGCGCUCUCGUCUUCAUGGAUAAAUCUUUCUUUGUAUUAAAGAACAUGGAUCUG
Salarias fasciatus (jewelled blenny) is the source of this 11269-nucleotide messenger RNA. RefSeq names its product zinc finger protein 638 (gene znf638). Gene Ontology annotation, cellular component: nucleus. NCBI's taxonomy places the organism in Eukaryota, Metazoa, Chordata, Actinopteri, Blenniiformes, Blenniidae. The coding region runs from base 133 to 10839 and encodes 3568 amino acids. The transcript is spliced from 33 exons. The record is from RefSeq and is a predicted model, not a curated record. Gene Ontology annotation, molecular function: zinc ion binding; DNA binding.